Molecule: messenger RNA, 1372 nt
Organism: Morus notabilis
Lineage: Eukaryota; Viridiplantae; Streptophyta; Magnoliopsida; Rosales; Moraceae
Product: transcription factor bHLH66
Exons: 8
Coding region: 130-1119 (329 amino acids)
Biological process (GO): regulation of transcription by RNA polymerase II
Cellular component (GO): nucleus
Molecular function (GO): protein dimerization activity; RNA polymerase II cis-regulatory region sequence-specific DNA binding; DNA-binding transcription factor activity, RNA polymerase II-specific
Source: RefSeq, a predicted model, not a curated record
CGGAUUCUGGUCUUGUCUUCCUCGCAAAUGAAACCCUAGAAUCUCCGAAGCUCGUCGUCUCCACAGCACUAUCCUCACUUUCUCAGUAACAGUAUUAGAGUUGAAGAAGUUUUUGGUGUGACUAUAAUUAUGGAGGGGCAAAGCAGUAGCCAUAACAAUCCUAUGCAAGUGAUGCCAUUUAAUGUCGGCAAUGAUGUUUCUCAUGUGGGUGAGGAUGUUCAAAGCCAACGCAUUCUCAUGGCAUCUGGAAGGAAUUGGGGCCAUAAUGAUAUUUCUGUGAAUGUACCUUGGUGGAUUAAUCAACCCCAAGAAGCGUCUCACAACUAUGUCAAGUUUCUAGCAGAGAGCUCUGCAUUUCUUCAGAUGAAUAAUAAUAAUAAUCCUUCUGAGGAUAUGAUGAUGUUGGAGAGCCUCUCCUUACCUGUUAGUGGGACAUAUGCUGUUUCUGGGGUCUCUGAUUUCCAAAUAGAUAUGUCUUACAACCACCUGGGACAGGCUUGUGACUCUACUAGAUCUACUGAAAUUGAUGCUUGGCAGUCAAGACUUCUGAUGCCGCACAAUGAAAAUACGGACAUCAAAUUCACAAGUGCUCAACAUCAGAUCCAUGCUCAAGAUCAUGCUUACUGGACGCAAAUCUCAAAUGGGGACAGCUAUAAUAACGUUUCUCGAGCUGAUAUUCCAAGAACUGCAAGAGUUGCUUCACCUAAGUCUCUGUCCCAACCCCAUUCCUGUGCAUCAAAACCAAAAACCAACACAACUGAUCGUCAGCAACGCAGGAUGCGAAUCUCUGACAGACUUAGCUCAUUGCAAGAACUGCUCCCAAGUUCUGUGGAGGGCUGUCAACUAUCUAUACUGGAUGAUGUCAUUGACCAUGUCAAAAGUUUGCAGCUACAAAUAAAGGAUAUAUGCAGAAGCAGAUUGGAAGGUGAAUCAGAAACUGAGGCCAUCAUUUUCCGCGAGGGAUUUGGUCACUACCUCGGUGAGCAACAGAUGUCGAAUGAACCUCUUGAAGAGAUGAUAGGGAAAUUGCUGGAGCUAAAUCCACUGGAUGCUAUCCAGCUGCUGGAGAUGAAGGGUCUUCUUCUCAUGCCCAUUGAAUUCACAAAAGGAUUAGUCUGAGGCUGAGCCACAUCUAGGCACACCCACAUUUUUAUCAUCAUGCUUCUCUUUUCCUUGGUUUCUUACCAGAAACUUGCAUAACAAAGUCUACCAACUCUUUUACACUGAUAUGAGUUCCCCAAUAUAUUGAGAAAGAUAAAAAAAUAUCCCAGAUUUUGUUCUUGUUUUCUCCACAAUUUUGCAUCUAAUUGGCCAUGAGGCAGGCAUAUGGGAAGCAAGUCAAAACUGCUUGCUGCUUUGGCUUGUAGAAAUA